GGAACCGGGGAAAAAUACAAGAGGGAACAUAUCAAGUAUCUGAAUCAAACUUUAAUCAAAAUUCUGGUUAUAGUUCACAUGUGGAUCAGAUCUUUAUGCAUGCCGUCAAGCAAAAAGAAAACAACUGAAAUGUCUGGCACAUCUGGAGUGCAUAUCAAACAUGCGGGUUAAUUAUUAGUUGAGUGGAAUGGCUGAAAAAUAUCAAAUUGCUACAGCUAUACAUACGAUCUACCCAAUCAUAUUUAUUGAGCGAUAAGUUAUGCACAGCUGUUAUCACUCUGUUAUCGCCCUAUCAGCUAGAGCUGUAGAGCUUCUGAAUGUUGUCUAAGCUACAAAAAUGGACACAGCAAAAUAACAUUGUUUGAUUUUGGUUCCAUACAUAUUUUCCUCGUGCUCAGUUCAGUCAAACUGGUACGAAUAUUCGCACACGAAAUAUUACAAAAAUGAGUUGCGGUACGAAAACGCUAAAAAUCUCAUCGUUCGUCUUGGAUUUUCUUUGUUGUGUGUUUAGCGCACUGUCUAUAGCGGCUUGCUCGUAUGCCCUAGCAGUGUUCCCGCACAGUGAGGCCAUUCGCAUACCCUGCAUAUUGGGCAUAGUGCUGGGUAUACUGCUCUUCGGCAGCACCAUCUUUGGCUGCAUUGCGGCGCUGCGUGAGGACAUUCGUCUUAAUUGGAUUUAUGUUGCAAUUUUGUUAGCAUUAAUAUGUGCACAAAUUACCGUUAUAUUCGCACAACCAAUCAACUUUCAGUUGUUGGCCAAUGAGACCAUCUACAAUGCCUGGCAGCAGCAACUAUACAGCAAUGACAGCAUGUCCUACUAUGAAAUCAAGUAUCACUGUUGCGGCAAAUCAGGCCCCCUGGACUAUGCCAAUAGCAGACUACGCGUGCCCGCUAGCUGUUAUUUAAAUCAGAAUUCAAGCAUUGCUACGGAUUUAUAUACAGUGGGCUGUAACCAACGACUGGCCACUGCUUAUGUCAUAGGCACUCGAUAUGAGCGCAUUAGUGAUUGGUCAGUUGUGGGCCUCGAAAUAUUAACUGUCAUAGUUGGCGGACUGUUUGCCAUUACAUUACAGAAUGCGGAACGCAGACGUCCCUACCGCUAGUUUAUACAACACUUGAUUAACAAUUUAAACAGUAUUCAAAGUUGUACAAAAAUGGUACCUAUUGUUUUGUUUAUAACCUAAAACCUCGCAAAGUUUUUCUGUUUGAAAACUAAAGAAGCUGAAAUGAGCGCCACCUGUUGUGUUUUUAUGCAACUAUUAACUUAUUGUUAUUUUUAAAUAUGCGUAAAGUUCUGUAAACGAUUAUAGACAAAUGGUUUGAAAUUAUGAAUAAAGUGUUAAUAAAUAUAAAGCAGUAA
Messenger RNA from Drosophila mojavensis, 1360 nucleotides. RefSeq names its product protein late bloomer. The record is from RefSeq and is a predicted model, not a curated record. Gene Ontology annotation, cellular component: membrane. Lineage: Eukaryota; Metazoa; Arthropoda; Insecta; Diptera; Drosophilidae. Bases 444 to 1103 code for a protein of 219 amino acids. The transcript is spliced from 6 exons.